AUGACGACCCAGAUGCGUUCGAGAUCGUCGGGCCUGGCCAGUCGCGCAGGCGGCUUGCCAGUCAAGACUCUGAAUCCACCAUCGCGGAGUCGGAAGACAGUGGUUGCAGUCAAUCGUCCGUCGAUUUUGACAAGUGACAGUCGUGUGCGGGUGGACACCUACGGCAUCCCAGUGAAGGUUCAUCACUACCGCCAGCUUGGGAAGCGAGAUGAUGUCCGGGACAUCGCCCACGUGUUGUCGUCGCCGUAUGCGACUGGAGAUGACGAUGACGCUGAGUGCUUCACACACAUGCGUGUGCUCUGCGCACUAAGGUUGACUAGCCACCGUAAUGCCUCGGAGGACGCAUGGGAAGGCGCACUACGGAAGUUUAACCACACCUCGAACGUCAAGGACCACUUAGUGGCGAAACACAGCUCGCACCCGAUCGGCAAAGCGGAGGCGACCAAGCGAGUCAAGCGAGUGCGUCGACAACUCGAGGACGCGUUUAGCCAAGUGCCUGGCUCGAUGACAACCGACAUGACCAGCGUUGACCACUCUACAAAGGGAUCAAUGAAACAGGGAGCGCUGAAAAAGCUGUGGGGUCCGUCGAACAUGCAGCUCAGAGCAUAUAUUGCCAAGUGGCUGAUCAACGACGCGCCUAUUGGAGAUGGAGUACACAUCCGUGUACAAGAGGCCGUUCCUGAACCUGAUGCACGACAUGUGGGCUGCGGGUACCGGAAUGAAGGAUGUUAUCGGCACGUCGAUGUCGUUCAUCGACAAGGACUGGACGUGGCGUUGCUAGUGACAGUCUUCAACGAAUCUCACGAUUCCGGUGUUGUGCAAAAGAAGAUCUCGAGUCGAAUUGUGGUGCUGUACGACGUUGACAUCGGCUGCAUGGCUCACUUCGUCAUGUCGGAUACGGCCCCAGCAGCUCGUAAACUGUCGAAACUAUACGAAGAUGCAGUACCAGUGGACUGCUCGAUGCACGUGUUAAAUCUGUGUCUCGUAAGCAGCGGCAGGUGUACGCCAGGAGGUCCAUUUCCCCAAGGCGCAAAUCUGGUGAAGAAAACCCGUGAUCUCAACAACUACUUCAAGACCCCGCAACGUGUGGAGAGGCUCUUACGCGUCCAGCAACACUAUGGUUUGCCCGAGCUCAGCGCGAUGGUGGACCGUGAUACGCGCAUGGCCUCGACGGUGACGCUGUUUCAGAAGAGUAUCCUGAACUACCCCGCACUCAAAGCCUACUUCCAACGCUACGAGGCCUACGAUGAUCCCACGGUAUUUGCGAGGUUAUCGAAAGAGAACUGGCAGACGAUUGUCCAGUGCGAGGCGGUAACACACAUGCUGGCAGACUUAGCACGAAUCGAGGUCCAGAGAGAAGACCAGAUUUCCUCCGAGUUGCUGAACUACUGCCAGGACGUGCCCAGGACGAUAAUCGAUGCGACCUCCCUCUGUGCUAGUGCGGCAACUUGCCUUGGCCGUAUCAAGGCCCAAGUCCAGAAGCGCUUGGCUAAUGUCUCCGCCGAGUCAAUCGUGGUGUUGUUCUUGGAUCCAAGAACCAAGGACUUUAUUGAUUCAGUGGUGCAGCGCAGUACGGAUAGCCCGGGCACCGGCGACGCCGGCAUGACGGAAGAAAAAGGUGUGAUCGAGGAAGGGCGGAUGCUGCUUCGCCGAUCACACAGCGCUGUCUUUCAAGCUAUGUAUGCUGCAGCGCAUGAGGUACACGAGAGCGCUGGAGAGAUUUCUCCAAACCUGGACCUCGUGCCGUCAAUGGACGACGAUGACAUGCUAUGUGGAGCGCCGCUAACGUUGAAGGAUGCAGGCCGGCGGUCCCUAAGCUCUCUUCAUCAGGAAGCAGAUGAGGUGCUGGACAGGUGGCUGAGCCACAACGUAUCCUGGGUUCAAGUAGCUGUACAGCAGGCUGACGACAAGGGCAUGACUGCGGAGGUGAUGCUGGUACACCGCAACGGCACUGUGCGCUGGAGUCUACAGGGCCUCUUCAAGCAUGUUGAUGUUUGCCAGUGGUUCAAGAAGGUCAGUGCCAAGCACUUCCCUUCGGUUGCCGCUCUUGCUCGCGUUUGGCUUGACCGCGUGUCCUCAAACUCGUUCCAAGAACGCGUGUUCCCGACGGGUGGCUUGAUAAUGAGCUCGCGGCGUACAAGCACUGAUAAUGAACGUGAUGAGAUGCAGGUCCUGCUCAAGCAGAACAGCUCUGCAAUCAAGCGGAUGGAGCCGCACGGCAGAAGCUCCGUCGUCUCAAUCGACAAUGUGCAAGUCUCUUAA
Phytophthora nicotianae INRA-310 is the source of this 2262-nucleotide messenger RNA. RefSeq lists its product as hypothetical. NCBI's taxonomy places the organism in Eukaryota, Oomycota, Peronosporomycetes, Peronosporales, Peronosporaceae. Gene Ontology annotation, molecular function: protein dimerization activity. Bases 1 to 2262 code for a protein of 753 amino acids. The record is from RefSeq and is a predicted model, not a curated record. The transcript is spliced from 4 exons.